AUGAUAUCCAACUUCCGCGUCAUCGUUGUAGGAGGCGGGGUGGCUGGAUUGACGGCUUCGCAUGCUCUUCAGCAGGCGGGCAUCGAUCACGUCGUGCUCGAAAGAUCCUCAGAAGUGGCUCCUCCGGUGGGAGCCAGCAUCGCCAUCUACCCGCAUGGAGCCCGCAUUUUGUCACAGAUGGGCUGCCUGGAUGCGGCGCGCGCGGCCUGUCACCCCUGUGAUCGGUUCAUCACCAGAGGCCCUGAUGGGAAAGUCUGGAGCAAUAGUCGGUUCUUUAGGAACGUGCGUGACAACCAUGGACACGACAUUCUUCUCCUCGAACGGAGACAAUUUCUGCAGAUCCUGUAUGACGGCCUCCCGGACAAGUCGUUCCUUCGACUUGGAUGCAGGGUCCGGGAUGUGACUGAGGAUAGCGAUGGGGUCGAAGUGGUGCUCGACGACGGGACCGUUGAACGAGGCGACCUGGUACUGGGCUGCGACGGCGUGCACAGCCUGGUUCGACAGAGAAUGUGGGAGCUGGCCAACCAGCAGAACAAGAAGCUCCAGGACGAGGAGCAGACCUCCAUGGUCACGCGGUGGAAAUGCCUGGUGGGAAUGGGGCCGCCCGUAGCACCGGAAGCACUAGGCGAACAUGAUAUGACCGUGGUCCACGACAACGGGUGCUCGUUUCUGUUCCUCACGCAGCCGGACAAGCUGUUCUUCUUUGUGUUCGUCCGGUUGGAACGCCACCACCACGAGCUCGACGGCUCGGGGCAGCCGCGGCGGAAACGACGAUAUACGGAUGCCGAUGCCGAAGCCGUGGCCGACAGUUUCGCGGGCCAUCCGAUCUGUGAGAGGCUCGUGUUCGGGGACAUCUGGCGGAAGCGGACCCGGGGUUCCUUGAUCUCCCUGGAAGAAGGCGUUCUGCAGCACUGGUCGCAUGGACGGAUCGUGUUGGCGGGCGACUCCGUCCACAAGGUGACGCCUAACAUUGCGCUGGGAGGGAACUCGGCAAUGGAAUCCAUCGUGGUGCUGUGCAACCAUCUGGCGCAGACGGUGGCGGCUCAUCAGGGGGCUCGACUCAGCCGGGCCACGCUGGGGAAGGUCUUCCGGCAGUACCAGCGAGAUCGGGUGCAGCGAGUGCGUGGGAUCAUGGAACUCUCGUCGCUGAUCACAAGGGUCCAGGCGUGGGAUGGGAUAGUGCCGAAAUUCGUGGCCUGCUGGGUGCUGCCCUUCCAGGCCGAUCAUAAACUGACCGACCAGCUAGGAGAGCUGAUUCGAAAGGCUCCCAAGCUGGAUUACGUGCAAGUUGGUCGGGGGUUUGCACAGGGUCGGUUGCCGUGGGAGGGAGAGAAGAACGGCCAUGCUCUGGACAAGGGCAAGACGAUGAUGUCCUGGGCCAGCAAGUCGGCAGUGUAUCUGGCAGGUUGUUUGAUAGCAUUAGUCUUAGCUUACCGUCUGGUGGCAUAG
Molecule: messenger RNA, 1449 nt
Organism: Aspergillus ochraceoroseus IBT 24754
Lineage: Eukaryota; Fungi; Ascomycota; Eurotiomycetes; Eurotiales; Aspergillaceae
Product: FAD-dependent oxidoreductase
Exons: 2
Coding region: 1-1449 (482 amino acids)
Molecular function (GO): FAD binding
Source: RefSeq, a predicted model, not a curated record